Messenger RNA from Blastomyces dermatitidis ER-3, 1765 nucleotides. RefSeq names its product U5 snRNP complex subunit. The coding region runs from base 257 to 1342 and encodes 361 amino acids. Gene Ontology annotation, molecular function: protein binding; RNA binding. Lineage: Eukaryota; Fungi; Ascomycota; Eurotiomycetes; Onygenales; Ajellomycetaceae. Gene Ontology annotation, cellular component: catalytic step 2 spliceosome. The record is from RefSeq and is a predicted model, not a curated record. The transcript is spliced from 5 exons.
UUGCCGUUAAAUAAGCGCUCGGCAAACUCUCCAAACUUGAAAGGAUACAGAGCACUCGAAAUCAACAAAAAACAUUAUUUCCGCACUCCUCAAAAAAAGACAAUUGUAUCGACUUUUUGUUUUACUUUGUUUUAUCUAGAUUGAAUCUUAAAAUUCCUUCAAUUCAGCAUCCGAGCGAGUUUACCUUUCCCUGACCCUCCCCCUAACUACACUCUGCAAACAACACGAAUCGCUGCGGCAGAAGAAUAAGCAGACAAUGAUGUCCGCGGAAAAGCGUCCUGCGCAGGAUGCCUUUGGAUCGACCCAGCUGGUCAAAAGGCUGCGGUCAGAUUCGAAUCUGGGGCACGGGAGUGGGGGCGGGAGUGCAGUUGCGGUUGUAAAUAGCUCCGCAGCUUUUAUACAUGCGAUCCCGCGAACGAGUGGUCUCGAAGCGCCGAUCAUGGAACUUACAGGACACUCUGGAGAGAUUUUUGCUACGAGGUUUGAUCCGACUGGUCAGAAUAUUGCGUCCGGUUCAAUGGAUAGGUCGAUAAUGUUAUGGCGAACGUACGGACAAUGCGAAAACUACGGCGUAUUAACCGGACAUAAGGGCGCAGUUCUAGAUCUACAGUGGUCGCGAGAUUCAGAAAACAUUUUCUCGGCCUCCGCAGACGUGACCCUUGCCAGGUGGGAUGCCAAAUCAGGCCAAAGAAUACGCCAAUUCAAGGGACACGAGAAUAUCAUCAAUUGCCUCGACGUCUGCAGGAGGGGCCUGGACCUGGUAAUAAGCGGCAGCGACGACGGGUGUGUGGGAGUAUGGGACCUGCGGCAAAGGGAAGCCGUUCACUUCCUAGAGUCUGAGAUGCCCGUCACGGCCGUCGCGCUGGCAGACGCCAGCAACGAGAUAUACAGCGGCGGCAUCGAUAAUGACAUUCAUGUUUGGGACAUACGAAAACCCUCCAUCAUAUACUCCAUGGUGGGUCACACGGAUACGAUUUCGUCGCUGAAUAUCGCGCCGGAUUCUCAGAUGCUGCUCUCCAAUUCUCAUGAUUCGACCGUGCGCACGUGGGAUAUCCGACCUGCGGCGCCCGUGAAUAGACAUAUCAAGACAUUUGAUGGCGCGCCGAUUGGGUUGGAGAAGAAUCUGAUCCGGGCUAGUUGGAAUCCGACAGGGGAGAGGAUUGCGGCUGGCAGCGGUGAUAGAAGUGUUGUUGUGUGGGAUGUGAAGUCUGGCAAGUUGCUGUAUAAGCUGCCCGGCCAUAAAGGUACCGUGAAUGAUGUACGAUUUUCGCCUAGUGAUGAGCCUAUAAUUGUUUCUGGCUCCUCCGAUCGAAAUAUCAUGCUUGGGGAGCUUGGAAAAUAACAAAAUCAGGGGCUCAUAAUCCUUACGAAUUGUUUCAUCGAUUACCCUGAUUUUAUCGCAUGGUUGAUAUCAUAGAUACCAUACGUAUCAGAAAUUGAAGGAAGGGGAAUUUAUUAUUCUAGCCGUGCAUUAUGCGUAUCUCAGAAUCGCAAACUUUGACGGCCACUUUUCUCUGACCAUUUACCGUAACUCAGUCCCGUUUAUAGCCCUUAAAACAAGUUCCAGUGAAUUCUUCCCGCGAUGGUUCCCGCCUCGGUUUUUCUUUUGUAUUUGAAGAGGGGAGUAGCAGGGGUUUCUAUUUUAACUUCCCUAUGCUGUAGGCAUAUAAACUAAGUCAUACUAAAUAUAAAUAUCCUCUUCAAAUCAAGUAUAGAUAUAAAAACAACUGAAAAAAUAUAACAGUUUCAAAAUAAGUUAUAAAGA